GGAUAGGGUGUCUCGCAGCUCCAGACGGCCACGUCGGCCAGCCGUCGGCCACUCGCUUCGACUGGCAGGCUCCUACCCUUGCAGACAAAAAACGCAAACACGAGGACGAGGACGAAGGUUCGUUCAGUUCAAGACCAGACGAGGAGGAAGAGAGGCGCGCAAGCGGUCCGGUCUCAUGGCGCCCUUCCCCGCCCUCCGCUCAUCGUCGCCGGUGGCCGCCGCCGCGGCGCCGUCGCUCGGUCGCGUGUCCGGCCACGCAUCUGCGGCGCCCAGCAAGAGGCGCGUCGUCUCCUGCAGGGCCGUCAGCAGCAGGUCGCUGUCCAUCAUCAGGUGCGAGCAGAGCGCGAAGAAGGGCGGCGGGCCGGACACAUGGCUGGGCCGCGCGGCCAUGGUCGGCUUCGCCUCCGCGAUCGCCGUCGAGGUGGCCACCGGCAAGGGCUUCCUUCAGAACUUGGGCGUGGGUACUCCGGCGCCGACGCUGGCGCUGGCCGUGUCGGGGCUCGUCGUCGGCCUCGCCGUCUUCUUCCUGCUGCAGUCGGGAGGAGGCACGCGAGACUGACGACUGAUGGAACCCAUGAGCUGAGCUGAGCACGCGUCGAACAUCGUCUCCCCACUCGACAUCAGUCGUUGCUGUAAUGGUUGGUGAAGCGAAGAUGAAAACCCAGGACAUAUAUCAGCAUCAUGUCAUGUGUAACAAAGACGACAACUCUCAUGUGUUGGUGUUGUCUGCUGCUGUUGUACGACAUCCGCCGCUCGCU
Molecule: messenger RNA, 758 nt
Organism: Zea mays
Lineage: Eukaryota; Viridiplantae; Streptophyta; Magnoliopsida; Poales; Poaceae
Exons: 3
Coding region: 176-559 (127 amino acids)
Source: RefSeq, marked validated